Schistosoma turkestanicum is the source of this 938-nucleotide messenger RNA. The record is from the annotation of a GenBank genome assembly. NCBI's taxonomy places the organism in Eukaryota, Metazoa, Platyhelminthes, Trematoda, Strigeidida, Schistosomatidae.
UUUGUUCAUUUGCUAAGCUGUUGAAACAUUCUACAUCCGAACCGCCACUUUGUUUCCACGCAUUGUUGCAGCAAGUUUAUUGAAGCGAGAUGGGUGUUCGAGGCAACAAAAAACAUUUGAAGAGGUUAAAUGCUCCGAAGCAUUGGAUGUUGGAUAAGCUGGGGGGCAAUUUCGCUCCUAGACCCAGCACAGGUCCACACAAAUUGAGAGAAUGUUUGCCACUCAGCAUAUUCUUGCGAAACCGUCUCAAAUAUGCACUAACUUACACAGAAUGUACAAAGAUACUGGCCCAGCGUCUGGUUAAAGUUGAUGGCAGAGUGCGCACUGAUAAAAAGUACCCCGCUGGAUUCAUGGAUGUAAUCACCAUUGAAAAAACGAACGAGCAUUUUCGACUUAUUUACGACACGAAAGGCAGGUUCGCCAUUCAGCGUAUACAUCCUGACGAGGCCAAAUACAAGCUUUGCAAGGUAAGAAAAGUUCUUGUUGGUCAUGGAGGAGUACCUUACAUCGUAACUCAUGAUGCGAGAACCAUUCGGUAUCCAGACCCUAAUAUCAAGCCUAAUGAUACAAUUCAAGUUGACAUCGCCACUGGAAAGGUUCUAAACCACAUCAAAUUCGAACCAGGUAAUGAUGUUCUUACCUCAAUGAUUCUGUAGGUAAUAUGUGUAUGGUAACCGGUGGACGCAAUUUGGGACGAGUUGGAACUAUUACUCAGUGGGAGCGCCAUCCUGGUUCAGUCGAAAUGGUCCAUGUACGUGACAGCACAGGACAUCAGUUUGUCACCCGUCUUAACAAUAUUUUCAUCAUCGGAAAGUCCAACAAACCGUGGAUUUCUCUGCCAAAGAGUCGAGGUAUCAGAUUGUCCAUUAUUGAAGAGCGAGAUAAGCGAAUUCGAGCACGACGUCUUGCACACUAAUUUUUGAAUACAUUUAGUACGG